AUGUCGUCCGACGGAACGCUGCCCACUCUUGCCGACCGCGUUGCGGUCGUCACCGGCUCCGGCCGAGGCAUUGGCCGUGGAACCGCCCUUGAAUUGGCGCGCAGAGGCGCCAAGGUGACAAUUAACUACGCAAAGUCGGCUUCCGCGGCCGAGGAAGUCGUCAAGGAGAUUGAGGCGAUGGGCAGCGAGGCAAUUGCGGUGCAGGGCGAUGUCACGAAACAAGCGGAUAUCGACAGCAUCUUCCAGGCGACAGUCGCAAAAUGGGGCCGGGUGGACAUCGUCGUCAGCAAUAGUGGCAUGGACUCGUUUGAACGAGCCGUGGAUAUUACGCCGGAAAAGUUCGAUGAAGUCUUCAAUCUCAACGCUCGGUCACAGCUGUUCGUCGCUGUAACGGGCUACCGCUACAUGAAGGAGACGGCGUCUCCAUACGCGCGGCGGAUCAUUCUCACCUCGAGCAUUGCGGCGCGCAUCAUGGGUGUGACGGACCACGCUCUCUACGCCGGCUCCAAGUCGGCCGUUGAAGGCAUCACGCGGGCAUUGGCGACCGACUUUGGCCCCGACCGCAUCACAGUCAACGCCGUCGCGCCUGGUGGCGUCAAAUCCGACAUGUUCGCCGAAAUGGCUACCCAUUACAUCCCAGGCGCCGACAAGACCUGGCCGGCCGAGAAGGUCGAGGCUGCGAUGGCCGGGGCCUGCCCCAUGCGCCGAUGUGCGUUGCCAAGUGACAUUGGGAAAGUCAUUUCGUGGCUGGCUGGAGAUGACAGUGAAUGGAUCACGGGCCAGGUGAUCUUGGCCGCUGGUGGCUCGUCCGUCUAG
Purpureocillium lilacinum is the source of this 816-nucleotide messenger RNA. RefSeq lists its product as uncharacterized. Gene Ontology annotation, molecular function: oxidoreductase activity. NCBI's taxonomy places the organism in Eukaryota, Fungi, Ascomycota, Sordariomycetes, Hypocreales, Ophiocordycipitaceae. The record is from RefSeq and is a predicted model, not a curated record.